Impatiens glandulifera is the source of this 1106-nucleotide messenger RNA. Its product is annotated as DCN1-like protein 4. NCBI's taxonomy places the organism in Eukaryota, Viridiplantae, Streptophyta, Magnoliopsida, Ericales, Balsaminaceae. The record is from RefSeq and is a predicted model, not a curated record. Gene Ontology annotation, molecular function: cullin family protein binding; ubiquitin-like protein binding; ubiquitin conjugating enzyme binding. Bases 156 to 836 code for a protein of 226 amino acids. Gene Ontology annotation, biological process: positive regulation of ubiquitin-protein transferase activity; protein neddylation. The transcript is spliced from 10 exons. Gene Ontology annotation, cellular component: ubiquitin ligase complex.
CUCUUCUUCUCCUCUUAGCCUGCCUGCGAAAUCUUUCCUAAAGCGAGCGACGAGGCUUCCUUUCACUCGAGGCUUUGCUUCGUCGUCGUCGUCGUCUCCUCUACCAUAACAAUAAAAGGAUUUCCUUUCACUCCGUCGCUCUGGAAUUCUUCAAGAUGCGGCGCUCUUCUACAAGGAGAGGCUCUGCUAAUUCCUCUACCGGUGUCGAUCUCAUUCGCUCCGCUACUGGUAAAGCUGCUUCCAAAGAGCUUGAGCGGAUUGAUCAACUGUUUAAUUCUUAUGCAAAUAGUUCUUCCGGUGUGAUCGAACCUGAAGGAAUUGAAGCUCUUUGUUCAGAUCUGGAAGUGAAUCACACCGAUGUCAGGAUUUUAAUGUUUGCAUGGAAGAUGGAUGCUGAAAAACAGGGAUAUUUUACCUUGGAGGAAUGGCGUAAAGGGAUGAAAGCACUUCGGGCUGAUACAUUGCCCAAAUUAGUGAAAGCACUGCCUGAUUUGGAGAAAGAGGUAAAAAGGCCAUUAACCUUAGAGAACUUCUAUGCUUAUGCGUUUCGAUACUGUCUAACAGAGGAAAAACAGAAGAGUAUAGAUAUAGAAAGCAUCUGUCAAUUACUUGACCUAGUCCUGGGAUAUCUGUUUCGUGCACAGGUUGAUUACUUUGUUGAGUAUCUUAGGAUACAAAGUGAUUACAAGGUCAUAAAUAUGGAUCAGUGGUUGGGGUUUUUUCGUUUUUGUUCUGAGAUUCAUUUCCCAAUCCUAGACAAUUACAAUCCUGAACUUGCCUGGCCCUUGAUCUUGGACAAUUUUGUUGAAUGGUUGAGGGAAAAGCAGAUGCAGUAGUAGCCUCGAUUAUCUGUUCUGAACUGCGGUUAUCUGCCUUGAAUCAAACUACGCAGGGCUGUAUCGAUACAAAAUACACAGAGAAACAGAACUGGCGAAUCUCUUACUUAUUUUUGGUUUUCUUCUCUUCUCUAUAGCUCAUUUGAAUUGAUGAAACAGUCAAAGUCAUGUUUAAACCAGAUGGCAUAAUUCAUGCAACUUUUUGCAUUAGUAUUAUUGAUUGAUGUAAGCAUAAUCUGCAUUAUUAUUGAGGGAUUUUCUAAUGUUAAA